Microthlaspi erraticum is the source of this 390-nucleotide messenger RNA. The record is from the annotation of a GenBank genome assembly. NCBI's taxonomy places the organism in Eukaryota, Viridiplantae, Streptophyta, Magnoliopsida, Brassicales, Brassicaceae.
AUGUCUGUUGGGCAACAAGGGCACUUCAUGACGUUUUUCUGUUCACGCAGUAUGCGACCGCCUCUGCUUCUCUCUCGCAGCUGUGUUACCCCAGCAAAUGUAGCUUCCAAGCAUGCCCUUGCAGAAGUUAACCUCCGUCACCUCUCUAUCUCUGUUCUAGUGGAUCUCUCCCGGAGCUCCGACUCUGACUUCACCGCCGACUGGAGCUCGCCGCCGUCACGAUUCGCCAUCAAAGUGAGACGAAUCGGCCGUCUAUCUCUCUCGCUAUCUCCGCCUCAACCAGCGAGGACGCGAUCACCUCCGUCUUCACCGCCGGUCGUUUCCGCUGCCGCCAUCACCGACGGAAGCUACUGUAGUCGCCGAUUAAACCACCGCCGACCUCGAUUCUAA